Phodopus roborovskii (desert hamster) is the source of this 1016-nucleotide messenger RNA. RefSeq names its product JNK1/MAPK8-associated membrane protein. Bases 82 to 999 code for a protein of 305 amino acids. Gene Ontology annotation, cellular component: membrane. Gene Ontology annotation, biological process: response to unfolded protein. Lineage: Eukaryota; Metazoa; Chordata; Mammalia; Rodentia; Cricetidae. Gene Ontology annotation, molecular function: ubiquitin protein ligase binding. The transcript has a single exon. The record is from RefSeq and is a predicted model, not a curated record.
CGGAGCCACCUGAACCGUUGUAGCCAAGAUAUUAGCAUGCUGUGGUUACAUCCAUUGAUCUUAGAAGCCUAGAGUGGCCGGAUGGCGUGCUUUGGACUCUAUUGUGGGAAGACCUUAUUAUUUAAAAAUAGCUCAACUGAAAUAUAUGGAGAGUGUGGGGCGUGCCCAAGGGGACAGAGGACAAACGAAGAGAAACACUGCCAGCCCUGCACAGAGUCCCCGGAACUUUAUGACUGGCUUUACCUUGGGUUCAUGGCGAUGCUCCCUCUUGUUUCCCAUUGGCUCUGCAUUGAAUGGGACUCAAGGAAAAGUUGUUCCAGCGGCGUGCUUUUCCAGCAAGCCUCUGCCUUAUUUGAAUGCAGUAUGGCAGCCGUGAUCACAUUACUUGUAAGUGAUCCCCCCGGUACCCUUUCCAUCUAUUCUUGCGGGGUACUGAUGCUUUCAGAUUGGUAUACGAUGCUCUACAAUCCUAGUCCGGAUUACAUCACCACCCUGCACUGCACGCAGGAAGCCGUGUAUCCUCUGUACACCAUCGUGUUUAUUUAUUACGCGUUCUGCUUAGUAUUCAUGAUGCUGCUCCGACCAUUUCUGGUGAAGAAGAUCCAGUGGAGCCUAUACAUGCCAAACCCGUUUGAAAGCAUUUACACCGCCCUCUACUUCUUCCCUGUUUUGACUGUGCUGCAAGCCGUUGCAGGAGGCCUCUUGUACUAUGCCUUUCCGUAUAUCGUAUUGGUGUCAUCUGUGGUUAAUCUGGCUGUGUACCUGGUCUUUGCCAAAAUAGAGAGCUACAUCGACCUCAUAAAAAAGGACAGACUUCUUGUCCUGUUCUGCCACUGGUUUCUUCAUGCCUAUGGCUUAAUCGCCCUCUCCAGAGAGGACCAAUUUGAGCAAGAUCUGAUCCUUUUAAUUCUGGUACCCGUCCCGGCCCUAUUCUACUUCUUCACUAACAAAUUUACCAAACCAUCGCGGAUAAUCUCGGAAGGAGCCAAAGGACAAUGAACACAAAAUAGGAAGGA